AUGGCUUCCUCCGAGAUCAGCGCGUAUAAGAAGGCGUUCCUGGAGUCCUGCAUCUCCGCCAAAGUGCUCUCCUUCGGCACCUUUUCCCUCAAGUCCGGCCGUCAAUCGCCUUAUUUUUUCAACGCGGGCUUGUUCCACACCUCGGCUCUCCUCUCGGCUGUUUCCAUUGCCUACGCACACACCAUCAUCGAGUUUCUGGCCGCGAACCCGUCCAUCCCCAAGCCGGACGUUAUCUUCGGCCCCGCCUACAAGGGAAUCCCCCUCGCGUGCGCCACCCUGCUAGAACUCCACCGUCUCGACCCUGCCACCUGGUCGUCCGUCUCGUACAGCUACAACCGCAAGGAAGCCAAGGACCACGGUGAAGGCGGAAACAUUGUUGGCGCGGCGCUGAAUGGGAAGAACGUGCUGGUCAUCGACGAUGUCGUCACGGCCGGUACCGCGAUGAGGGAGUCGAUCGACCUCGUCAAGAGCCAGGGCGGCCAGAUCAUCGGGUUUACCGUUGCGCUGGACCGACUGGAGAAGAUGCCCGGCCCCAGGGAGAAGGAGGGAAUCGAUGAUGGCGAGCCCCGAAUGAGCGCCAUGGGCCAGAUCCGCAAGGAGUACGGCGUGCCCACCACCAGCAUCGUCACCCUCGACGACCUGAUUGCCUUGCUCAAGGGCAAGGACGAUGAGGAGGAUAUGAAGCGUCUGGAGGAGUAUCGGGCCAAGUACCAGGCCAGUGAUUGA
Messenger RNA from Penicilliopsis zonata CBS 506.65, 726 nucleotides. RefSeq lists its product as hypothetical. The transcript has 3 exons. NCBI's taxonomy places the organism in Eukaryota, Fungi, Ascomycota, Eurotiomycetes, Eurotiales, Aspergillaceae. Gene Ontology annotation, molecular function: orotate phosphoribosyltransferase activity. Gene Ontology annotation, cellular component: cytoplasm. The record is from RefSeq and is a predicted model, not a curated record. Gene Ontology annotation, biological process: 'de novo' pyrimidine nucleobase biosynthetic process; pyrimidine nucleotide biosynthetic process; pyrimidine ribonucleoside biosynthetic process. Bases 1 to 726 code for a protein of 241 amino acids.